Molecule: messenger RNA, 1484 nt
Organism: Oryza sativa Japonica Group (Japanese rice)
Lineage: Eukaryota; Viridiplantae; Streptophyta; Magnoliopsida; Poales; Poaceae
Source: RefSeq, a predicted model, not a curated record
CUAUCAGCUUCUCCAGCUCUUGCAGAAGCUCACCACUCGAGCUCUGUCUGAACUCUGAAGAUGGAGGAGCACUACACCAUGAAGAAGCCGAGGUUGCUUCUUCUUUCCUUGGAGGUGAUACUGAUUGCUCUUCUUCUUCCUCUCCGUGGUGCACAUUGUGAGAGCUCUACUCAAGGUGAAGGCGGCGGUGGCGGCGCCGGCGCCGGCGCGGCGAACCUGACGGUGACCGGCACGGUGUUCUGCGACGCCUGCUCCUCCAGCUCCUUCUCCAACCACAGCUACUUCUUGCCAGGUGUCAAAGUGAGAAUCGACUGCAUGAUCAGCGUGAAAUCGGCGUCCAAGGAGGAGAUCAAGAUCACCGCCGAGAAGGUGACCAACACCUUCGGCGCGUACCAGCUCGACAUCCCGGCGAUCGACGGCUUCGAGUGCGCCACCUCCGCCGCCGCCGCCGCCGACUCCUUCUGCCGCGCCGCCGUCAUCGACAACCCCUCGCCGCUCUGCAACGUGCCGGCGGUCACCACCACCGUCGGCCACAUCUCCUCCUCCUCCUCCGGCCACGACCACGACCAGCCCAACGCCUGCCUCUACAACCUCAACUCCCUCUACUACCGCCCCGGCGGCGCCAAGAACGGCGGCCAGUGCGGCGGCACCGGCGGCGGAGGCGACGUGCCCCCCGCCGCGCUGAACACGUCGCUGUUCUACUGCCCGCCGUGGCCGUGGCCGCCGAUCCCGUUCUGCACGCCGCGCCCGUGGUUCCCGCCCAUCCCGUUCCUCACGCCGCCGCCGCCGCCGUUCCUCCCGUUCCCGCUCCCGCCGAUCCCGUUCCUCACGCCGCCGUCGCCGCCGCCGCCGGCGUUCCCGUUCCCGCUCCCGCCAUGGCCGUGGGCGCCGCCGCCGGCGUUCCCGUUCCCGCACCUCCCGCCAAUCUUCUCGCCGCCGUCACCGCCCCCGCCGCCGCCACCGGCGUUCCCGUUCCCGUUCCCGCAGCUGCCGCCUCUCCCGCACUUCCCACCGCUGCCAUCAUUCUACCCAUCGCCACCUCCGCCUCCGCCGCCGCCGCCGCCACCGCCGCCAUCGUUCCCGUGGCCGUUCCCGCCAUUGGCGCCGCUUUUCCCGCCAUAUCCAUCUCCUCCACCGUCGAUGUAUUCUCGCAAAGAUCCGAGCACUUGGUCGUCGUCUUCCAAACAGCAGCCAUGAGUAAAAAAUACAUUUUGCUUGUGCUGGAAAUUGUAUUGUGUACUAUGUAUAUGAGCUUUUUUUUAUGGAUUGUUUAGUGUAAGAGUGCAUUUGGCUAUUUGCACUCUGUAUACAAAUAUUUGUAGAUUUUAGGUUUAAAAGAAUGAAGAUUAGGUUAAUCCUACUUUGUGACUAUGAAAGGGUAAAAUAAUCGCGGCUUGUGCUCUCUCUGUCUUCGACUGUUUGGUAGUGUGGAAAUUUGGCAUACAGGUUAAUAUCAAACAGUGAGUCUCAACUUAUGUUUUGAA